AAGUAUUCAUUAUACAAUUUUAUUAUGCUUCAAUAAAAUUGACACAAAAAAUUUAAUGUACGUGCUCCAUUGAAAAGAUGAGAUGAAAAUCCAGAUGGUUAUCCAGAUGUAUGUGGAUUCCUAUGGAUUUUAGAUGGUUUUGUAUGGUUCUAUAUGGAAUUCAUAUAUCUAAAAUCCAUGGGAAUUGUUCCGUUGGAACACAGACAGAGCCAUCGCGAUUGACUGCGUCAAGGAAGUCGUUCAAACUUGUCGCGUUACGCGCCAAAGCGUGUCAUUCGUGGACGCAAUCGGUCUCCCGUAAUCACCCGAUUUUUCCGGACAUCGCGCUCGGAGACACGAAGCGGGGAGGGGAGACCCGAAGAGAAGCCGGCAGGCCCGGCACGUGUCGGCCGACCCUCUCUUCUCCUUCGGACACCGAGCAGUGCAGUCGACUUCUCCGACAAGAAAGAUUAAUGUACAUGGAUAAACAAGACAACAAUAUGUUAAAACCUUCAUCAUCUUUGAAAAUUACUUUUGAAAGCAGCUUGCUCCCGGAAUUCUUAUAUCUUUACAAAAUGGGGUCAUACAUCUGUUAUGUGCAGAGGAAAACUAACAUGUGGAAACUGCAGAGAAAGCCAUAAUACUGAAUCUUGUGAUAAUAUAUUACCAAAAUGUGUAAAUUGCGGAGGAGAUCACAACACGAAAGAUCUACAAUGUCUUUCUUUUCUAUAUUAUAAGUUGGUCAAUUACGUAAUGGCCUAUACGAAUAACUCGUCGCAAUUCAAUGUAAAACGACUUAUCAAAAGAAGAAAUAUAACGGAUUUUACGCAAGUACCUAGUCUAUUUAAAUCCCUUACCUACAUGGAAUGCUCAGAAAGAUUGGGAAGUUCUCCCUAUAAUGGAUAAUAAGUCGAAUAACUCCAUGCCGAAAGUUAUAUUAUGGAAAUAGGAUCAUGGAUUAAAUUCUGAUAGAGAUAAUAACAAAGUCAGGGAAAUAGAGCAAAGAAAACAUAGACACGACAACACACAGUAUGCUAUUCAUCAAGAAGUACAUAGCAGAAAUCCAAGCAUAGAAUUAAUAGGUAAUGCCGGCCCAUCUAUACCUAUAAAACUCAAUCUUAACCAAAGAAUAAGAACGGUGAGUUCCCGUUCGCUCUCAAUAGGAUAUUCAAGAGAAAAUAAUCCGAUUGAGGUAGAACAGGAAUCCUACACAACGGCUACAUCUCAAGACAAAUCGGAAAAUAAUAAUUAUCAUAUAAAAAAAAUUUAAAUAAGGAAGUAAUACUAGCGGAUAUCAAGAAAUUAAUUAAUUCACAAGAGUCUAAUGAAAAUAAAUGGGAAGAAUUAAUGUACUACGUCAUGGCAUUGACAAAUGUUGAAGGAAAAAAUUGAUCUAUGAUCUGAGUCUAGCCAUUUAAAACUAUCAUCUAUAGUACCAAUAGAUAUCAAAGUAUUUCAAUGGAAUUGCAGAGGAGUUAUCGAAAAAAAGAAUGAGUUAUCAAACUUAUCACUAAACUUUGACGUUAUUUGCUUACAAGAAAUGUGGCUUCAUCCUUGUAUUAAAUGGGAGAUAAACAAUUUUUAUAUAAUUAGAAAUGAUAAAGAACAGGAUCAGUUUGGAGGUGGUACGGCUGUAUUAAUAAGGAAAAACUUGAACAUGAAAGUCUUUAAACUAAAUCUACCGAAAUAUAUUUGGGCAUUGAACACACCGCAGUAAUGUUAAAUAAAAAUGGAAAGAAUAGCAAUAAAGAGGUUUCAAUUGUAUCAUUGUACAGACCUAACAAUCAUAUUAAUAUAGAAAAAUGGAACAAACUUUUUAAUAUACUAAAUACACUGUCGCUAACCUACGAUAUAUGUAUAUGUGGUGAUUUCAACGCACAAAAUACAAGUUGGAACUCAUCUAUCAUUAGUUCGACAGGCAAAACCUUAAGUGAAGCUAUGAAUCUGUCUCCAUUUAUGUUUCUCAACAACGGAUCGCAGACCAGAAUCUCAGCAAGUGCCAACCAUUACAGCGUACUGGAUCUUACGCUUGUUUCGGGCAAUCUUUGUUCUAUCUCUUCCUGAUCAACCUGGGCGGACCCAUUAGGAAGCGACCAUCUCCCAAUAACUUUCAAUAUAAUUGUCAAUGUUAAUAAAAAAGACAACUAACAUUCUCCGAACAUGAAAAAACUAGAGGUAAACUAAAUUUGUGUUAUAUGGUGUAACCGUCGCUCGCGAGCGACGGCCAACUUCGCCUCCGUCCCUGGUCGCGGCCCUGAGCCGCCCGGGUGUCGGGGCGACUAUCUUCGUGAGGUUUCCCGACGUAAUACUAAGUUGGGCGCCAGGUACGUUAAGCGUACCACUCUGUGUGCACCAAAUCGCAAACGAAUGUUACGAUACUUGAAUCGCGGGAAAGACGGGCGCACGCUAGGCGACCGGGGCGUUAGCGGCUCCGAUAUCCAGCUGCUCAGCUCUCAAAUGGCAGAGGGGUAGGUUCGGUGCGGGCGGGUGGAAUCGGGAAGGCGAGAGAAUUACUUACACGACACAAAUGUAACAGAGAAAUUAACAAUUGUAUUUGACCGUAAGAAUUACAGUAGUGGGCGACUCUGCAGAGCGGUGAUGGCUCGCGCGCGUUACCAGCUGGCGACCGCUGGGUAUCGAAUAUUGCGAGAACGGUAUAUUGAACGAGCGGGUUAUGAUGCGUACACGGGAACUCUCCGACUUGUCUACGCUUGAUCCGGCGUCGUUGGUGGACGCCAACUCCCGCCAGGAGGACGACCUCGUCAAGGGCGAACGGGACGGAUCGCAACUCCGAGCCCGCGCGACACGCGACGGACUCGUGUUCUCCCGCGCUCUAACGAUUCUCGCGAAUGAUAAGCGCGAUAAUUAUUAUUUACUCGCCCGUCGGGCGAUUCAAGACGAUUGCGUCGAUAACGAUCGGAGCGCACUCACCGAAGGGCCCGCAAUAACAGUGCGAUCGACCCUAUUAUACAAUAUCAACGACUAAGUUUUCCAAGGCGCGACAAGAUACAACGCGGGAAUAACCCGCGACACGACGACCGGACGAAACGACGAUUGACUCGGCUGCGGAUCGGGACGCACACACAACGCGAAGCUAUUAUGAAAUGUACAGCACGGAGCGGAAUCACGCGGACGGGCGCGAUCGGGCGAGACAACGAUGCUCCGCUAAAUCCGCGAGCUCGUGGCUCCAAUAAAUAUGCCGAAAGAUACUGCGAUAAUUACGCGACUUCCUCACGGCUCGCCCAACCCGCGAAAUCGGUGGCUUUACAAUUCGUGUGACGCUCGUCUCACCACUUUGCCUCUCUCCUGUUGGCCUCCUCCGGGUCGGGAUGACUUCCGUCCCUGCGUCCUCUCUUACAGCUCGGCUCGGGAUCUCGGAACGCACGCACAGUUUUAGUUUCUAAGUCCGCAGCACGAGUGAGGAAUCCUGGAUCUCGCGGGAGCCGCUCGGCGGCGCGCCCCACCUUGCCUCCGGCGCUCCAGGCCCUUAUUGGCUGAUUUCGCGAAAAUCGAUUUUCGCGCAGAGCGCGGUGCCCACGCUGUCGCCGGCUGAUCGAUCCACGCACGGCAGUCGAUAAUUAUGGGCCCCGGGCACGGGAAUCCUGGCGCUUCUUUACGCGGCCGACUCUUCUCUCCUCGCCCGGCGUAUCCUCCGCCAUCGGGACGUUAUUUCCUCCUCGACGGGGCGUCGGCGGAUCUUGAGUUGUCGUGAUUCUUUCGCCGGACUUCCCGCGGUAUCGGGUCUGCAGUCGCCCCGUCGGGAUGUCGGCAUCGCGCGCCGUCGCUGGGUCCUGAAAGCAUGAUUCAGCGGCAGUAUCGGAAUUCUUACAUGGCACAAACGGUAGGCAAGAUAAGGGCGGCAUUACCUGCGAACCCCCGCUUAGAAAGAGUCUUCUUUGACUACCUCGUUGUCUGUUCCUCUGCAAUCUCCGGGAAGAUUUUCCGUUGAGACGAGACGUCCGAAAACUAUAACGAGAUCUUCAGAGCCACCGAUCUCCGCCGCACCCGCGGUAUAACGCUCGCAAAAAUCUUAACAAUUAAUUAGAUGGACAGCACGUGGGACGUCACACAUACAAAAGUACAAGAGAAUACGCUUUUGCGUCCGCUCCCGAGCGGGAGGACGCAGGGCCCGCGUGAUGUUAUUGCGUAAGGGCCCUCAGGGCCUGGUGACGGACAGCAGCCUGCGGCUGUCACGUCACAAUGGAUAGAUCAAGGUUCCAGGAAUUAAUGUCAGAAGCUUUUUCUACACCUCAAGAAUUUAGUCAAUCAGGAGCAGAUCUAUAUAAACAAUGGAGUGACAGAGUUAUAAAUAAUGCGAUUAGAUCUGGAGCUCGUCUAACGGAAGGAAAUGGUACUAUCAAAUUUUUCAAUAAAAAAAAAUGCAUGUUUCAAACAAAAGAAAUUAAAAGAUAUAGGAAGACAACUAAUAAACCGUGGUGGGAUGCAGGAUGCACCGAGGCAAAAGUAAUAAAGAGAGCAGCCUUCGAUAACCUCAAGAAGCAUUAUUCAAGAUUAAAUCUCUUGGAAUACAGGAGGAUUGCUGAAGAAACAAGAAGAAGAAUAAAUAAAAGGAAAAGUCAACAUUUUAAAAAGUUUAUAAGUGAAUUGAAUCCGACGGUUAGAGCUAAGGAAUUUUGGUCUAAAAUCAAUGCGUUCAAAAAGUGUGCGUAUCUAAACCCUUUAGAACCUCCGAAUGAAUAUAAAAAAUCUAAGAUAGAGGAUGUAGUUAAUACGGUUGCCUCAAUGUGGGUCAAUGAUUCUUUUCCAGAGAUGAAUCACUCAGAAUAUAAUCAAUUAUUUGAAUCCUUAUUCAAUUUGCAAGAAAUUUUAAUAAUAAUUAAGAAUCUCAAAACUGAUAGUUCUCCGGGGCUUGAUUAUAUAAACAACCCAGCAAACACAAAGUUACAUGUAACGUGCUUAUUGUUAGUUAAAACACACGUGUUAUAUUACUAUUACAUUGUUGAGUGGGAAAUUACAACUAACAGGUACGUUACAUGUAACUUGGUGUUUGGUGGGAAUGGGUUAUUAAGGAUCCUACCACUAUCAGCGAUUGAAUCCUUGUUAAACAUAUUUAACAAAAUCGUUCAAGACGGGUCUUAUCCAGCGGAUUGGAGAAACAUCGACGUUAUGCUUAUACCAAAACCAAACAAAAUUGAUUUUAGACCAAUCUCGCUAUCUUCUUGUACACUAAAGAUUUUUGAAAAGUUAAUACUCAAGAGAAUAGAAAGAUUAGUGGAGAUAAAUAACAUUUUGCCAAGAUCACAAUUUGGCUUUUGGAAGAGAAAGUUGUGUGAGGACUGUAUUUCACUUUUAAAACAUAUAGAGCUUUCUUAAGGGGCCACAUGACGGGGGCUUUGCUAUUGGAUAUUAAGGCUGUUUACGAUAAUGUUAGUCCUCAAUUUCUUCUUUCUAUAAUUAAUGGUCUCCCAAUGCCUAAAAGUUAUAAAAUAGUGCUUAAAAACAUGCUAAGUCCGAGGAUAACCAAUUUCUUUGAAUCGAGUGUAUACUAUGGUACGAGAUCAGUACAGAAAGGUUUACCACAGAAAUCUAGUUUGAGCCCGCUAUUGUUUAAUAUCUAUGUUAAGGAUAUAUUGUGGCAUGUUCCAUAUAACUGCCAAACUAUACAAUUUGCUGCUGAGAUAAUUAAGAAUUCUCUGGCUUCUGCUUUUGAACGCAUUAGUGAUUGGCUGAGAUCUAUUGGCCUGGAUAUGUUUAUUCCAAAAACUCAAUGUACUAUCUUUAAUAGGAAAAAAACAUCCCCUAUAACAGACAAACAGUUCCUGGAAACCACCGGAGUUAAAAUAAAAACAGAAGUUAAAUACUUGGGUAUAGUGCUGGACGAGAGACUCAGAUGGAAUAGUCAAAUUAAAUCAUUAAAAACCAAAGCAACUCGCUAUAUUAAUGUUCUUAAGUGGCUGGGUGGUCCUUCGUGGGGCAUAAGACCUCGACAAUGUUUAAAUUUUAUAAAUGCCACAAUAGGAGCACAGGUUGAAUGAGAGUGCUCUUGGUAUAUAAAUGCAGCUUGUACUCAUGUCAUCACUAUAGAAAAGAUAUUAUGUCAAGCAUAUAAAGUAGCACUAGGUUUAUCGAGAUCUACCCCUAAUAGAGUGUGCUAGAGUUUUGGAGGUCAGAGAAGUCUGUUGGGCAGAAUUAGUGCAAAAACUGAUAAAUAUAUUUGUAAAUAAAUCCAACUCAAUAAUAAUAUGAUUAUAAACAAAAUUAAAAACUUCUAUAUAACAUCUCAGUCAAGGAAAAUCGCGAAGAGAAAUAUCCCUUUUGUGGUGAAGAGAUGGGAUCAGUUAAGAUUUUAUGAAAAACACUUAUUUAAAUGGAAAGUUCACCCUGCGUACGCCUAUCCCUUCGGUACCUCGGAUGAGAUUGAGAUUGACCAAAGAUCGGGCAACAUGGCUUUAUUGCAAAGACCCCAAUAAUGCUUUUGAGAAUCUUAUACAUUUUUAUAAAACCUCUUCAGAUGAAGUCACUAUAUAUACAGAUGGCUCUCGUACGGACCUUGAUGGAGUGAAUUUUUUAGUGGGUUGUGCAGUGUUUGUCCCUGAUCUAAAUUACUGCUACAAGUAUAAACUCAACUUUACGAGUUCCUUCACAGCGGAAUCAAUAGCGGUGUUUAAGGCAAUUGAACUUUCGCAGAGAAACAACUGGAAAAACGUAAAUAUAUGUACGGAUUCAAAAAGCAAUCUAGAUGUCAUCGGUUCUCCAUCGGAUGUGUACAAAAACACCAUCAAAAAACUUAACCCCUGAAUCGAAGACGUUAAACAAAUGUUAUAUAAGGUGAAAAAUGCAGGUAGUAAUACCGUUUUACCUGGUGCCCGGCAUACAAGAACAUUAGUGGUAAUGAGAAAGCGGACGAGGCAGCAAAAGAUGCAGUGUUGAUUGAUGAGAUGAUGGAUAAUAAGAUUUGUUAUACUGAGGUUCUGGCAUCAUCAAAGAAGGCAUAUGCUUAGAUAGAGCUGGAUUAUAUGGCUAAAAUCAAUAUAGGCACAGGAAAUUAUUAUAUGAAUAAUUUCACAGAUAUUAAUAUUAAAAGAAUUUCGAAAUAUAAAAUGAAUAGAAGGGAACAGUGUAUAUUAUCGAGAUUAGCAGGUUAUCCGUAUACAAAUGCCAUUAAAUUUAAGUUUCUUCGGUAGUAAGUAAAUUUCGGUUUAAUAGAAUCACCUGAAUGUAGUUGUAACUGUUCAAGACCUGAAUUAUAUAUUUUGGAGCUGCCCUAAUUACGAGAAAACUAGAAGGGAACUGUAUAAUAAACUGUUUAAAUAUAAUUGUUAUGCACCUGUCACAGUAGAAGUCUUGUUAUCCAUGAUGAGUGAAAGAUUUGCCAAGACCAUAAUUAAAUUCGUAAUUGAUAGUAAAUUAAAAUUAUAAGUAGACUAUUAUAAUAUAUAUCUCUCUAGGGGACAGUGAGGUCUGUUUCUACAUGUUUGAAUUUAAUGAUCGACCCUUCCACAAUUAAAGCAGCAGCCUUUCCUUUCCUUUUUAGAUGGGCAUAAUUGCCUUGCGUGCCCCAGUGCGAAGCACUUAAAGCAUGUAGUAAUCACACCAAAGAUUCAAACUCGAAUUAGCAGAGACUCAAACCUUAUCUAGUCGAGACUCAUUUAGCAAAGAUUCGAACCCCAGAGUUUGCUGUAGAAUGUAGAUGAAUGACGGGAGGGGAAGAAAAAUCUUCGCAUGAGUGCUAUUUUGAGGCCAUAAAGUGUAUGUGUAGUGUUUGUUGUAUGAGAAAAGCGAGUGAGUAUUAUAGUAAUAAAAAUGGAAUGUGGAGAAGGUGGAAUUUAUAUAUCAUAUUGGCUCCGGCCAUUUUGAGGCCAAAUGACCAAAUAUGAGUGGGAAGACCUUCCUUGCCCUCCUGUCGUUCAUCUACAGAUCUUGGGAGCUUUCCAGCAAGAGACACAAAUUGACACAGCGGUAAUGUUGUCCUUGUCCCUCACUGAAUAUCAAACAAAGAUAGAAAUACUGUUGUGUCAAUUUGUAUUGCUUGCUGAAAAACUUCCCUUGGUGGCCAUCACCAUAUACGUAAUAAGACUAUAUUGCUAACGUCGGACUUAUCCUAUAGGAGAAGUGGGUAAAAUCAAAGAGAGAUAGACGUAGUGAAAAUCGUAUGUAACAUAGGCUGUUUUAUAGCUAGGAUACGCUAACGCUACACUGUGUUCCACUGUGUAACGUUUUAUUGGAACAAUUAGAACUCUAAACUUAGUUUCAGAAAACACCAGAGUGUGUUUGUAUUCCAUAUUUUUACUCUCAACCAUCUAUAUUUACAUAUAAUAGUAAAAUUAGAAAAUCUCUUACCAAUUCAAUCAAAACUAACCACAAUCUUUCUUUUAAUUUGAAGAUAUAUGUUUCAAUAUUUAUAAUUUUUCAACGGUACAAGACC
Monomorium pharaonis (pharaoh ant) is the source of this 8365-nucleotide messenger RNA. RefSeq names its product probable RNA-directed DNA polymerase from transposon BS. The transcript is spliced from 2 exons. The record is from RefSeq and is a predicted model, not a curated record. Bases 4180 to 5313 code for a protein of 377 amino acids. Lineage: Eukaryota; Metazoa; Arthropoda; Insecta; Hymenoptera; Formicidae.